AUGGCUAGUAUGAAUACAACAGAGGAAAAAGCACCUACUGUGCCAGUCACAGUGUACGACGGGGAAGAGCUGUUAGCAACAGAUAAAGUAGCACUAAUUAUCAGUAAUUGCAUGUAUCACCAUUUGCCAAAGUUGGUGACACCUCACUGCGACGCGGAAACAUUAGCAACAGCUUUACAGGACCUCAAAUAUAAAACCGUCACGCUUGCGGAUCUGACAUUGCUCGAAAUGAAGUUUGUUCUGAAAGAAUACAAAAAGCUUCUUGGAAAUGGAGUUUAUGCCGUCUUUUACUUUGUUGGACAUGGAUUUGAAGUCAAUGGUCAAUGCUAUCUGCUGCCAGUAGAAGCACCUGCCGAGGCUCACAAACCUGAGCAUUGUCUCUCCAUGGAUUUUGUUCUCAGUGAGCUGAGUGACCACAAUCCUGCGCUGAAUCUGUUGCUGCUAGAUGUUUGCAGAAAGUUUAUUCCGUACGAGCUUAUACCAGCUUUUGUGGAAUAUGCGGAACCAUUCAAAGCAAAGCAUCGACCGAACAGGAACACCGUCUACGGGUAUUCGACUAGCGGAGGCGUUGGCGCUUAUGAGAUAAAAGGAGAAGUGAACGGGGUCUUCAUGAAAUACCUCAAAGCACAUUUGAGUCAACCGGUGUCUGUCAUACAAAUGAUCAAUGACACCUUGCGAGUAACUUUCUGUGUUAAAGACAUCGAAGGAGAUGAGAAAGUUUGCGAUGUGCAAGUGCCUGAACUGAGGUCAACUUUGACGAGGCCUAGAUCGUUAACGGACCCUCUAAUUUGGGACGGACAUACUGUUUCAUUCGAUCACCACACCAUACAUUGGAGACUUAUGCAUGAGCUUCCAAAUCCUGUGCAUGUUCGUUUUGAUGAGCUAGCCUUGACAGUAACGAUAUGGUUCGACUUUUGCGGGCACUUCACAAACAAGGUGUACGUCUUCUCAUCCGUUGGUGACCUUGUAGACGAUGCGGAAGAUGAGGACAGGGGACUUUCAGAGAAUGCGCUCUCUCACGUCGCUUACCUUUCUUUUCCACCGGAGCUGGAUGCGUCAAAGGAGCGUUUUGUUUCCGAUGAUGAUGAGGGCGUUUCACUUUGUCUGCUCCUUUCUCAUCUUCAACGCUCAAAGGGUGAACUGAAAUGCAAGAUACUACUGAAGUCCAUAGACAGUGAAGAAGUGGUUGCGACACGAGAAGUCAACAUAGGUCAUGUUCUGAUUACAAGGAUUGAGAUGCUCAAGUAG
This is a messenger RNA of Cylicostephanus goldi, 1248 nucleotides long. The record is from the annotation of a GenBank genome assembly. Lineage: Eukaryota; Metazoa; Nematoda; Chromadorea; Rhabditida; Strongylidae.